Lolium rigidum is the source of this 2011-nucleotide messenger RNA. Its product is annotated as cytochrome P450 86B1-like. The record is from RefSeq and is a predicted model, not a curated record. Gene Ontology annotation, molecular function: heme binding; oxidoreductase activity, acting on paired donors, with incorporation or reduction of molecular oxygen; iron ion binding. Lineage: Eukaryota; Viridiplantae; Streptophyta; Magnoliopsida; Poales; Poaceae. The coding region runs from base 83 to 1726 and encodes 547 amino acids. The transcript is spliced from 2 exons.
ACAAAGCACACACACAUACAAAGCACACACGCCAGGACGCCACAAAACCGCCUUCGUUUGCCGACCCAAACGUACGCACGCCAUGGGCACCAUGGACGCGCCAGUCUCGAGCGGCAUGCAUAACGCCACCACGGCUGCGUUUCUCGGCUCCAGCGGCCUCGCCAGCCAGCUCCCGGAGCUGCAUACGGUGGAGGUGCUCGUGGCAGUGUCCAUCUUCGUGGUGAUCCACUCGCUGCGGCAGCGGCGCUCGCUGGGCCUCCCGUCGUGGCCGGUGGUCGGCAUGCUCCCGUCCCUCCUCCUCGGCGUCCGGGGCGACAUGUACGAGUGGAUCACGGGCGUCCUCAAGUCCCGCGGCGGCACGUUCACGUUCCGCGGGCCGUUGUUCACCAACCUGCACUGCGUGGUCACCGCCGACCCGCGCAACCUGGAGCACCUCCUCAAGACCAAGUUCGGCAACUUCCCCAAGGGGCCCUACUUCCGCGACACCGUGCGCGACCUCCUCGGCGACGGCAUCUUCGGCGCCGACGACGAGGUGUGGCGGGCGCAGCGCAAGGCGGCCAGCCUCGAGUUCCACUCAGCCGAGUUCCGCGCGCUCACGGCGAGCUCGCUGGUGGAGCUCGUGCACCGGCGGCUGCUCCCCGUGCUGGCCGAGACUGAGGCGGCCGGCGUCGCCGUGGACCUACAGGACGUGCUCCUCCGCCUCACCUUCGACAACGUGUGCAUGAUCGCCUUCGGCGUCGACCCCGGGUGCCUGCAGAAGGGCCUCCCGGAGAUCCCGUUCGCGCGCGCGUUCGAGGACGCCACGGAGGCCACCAUCGUGCGCUUCGUCACGCCCACCGCUGUGUGGCGCGGGAUGCGCGCGCUGGGCGUCGGGCACGAGCGCGUGCUCCGGCGGUCGCUGGCCGGCGUCGACGAGUUCGCGUACGAUGUGAUCAGGAAGCGCAGGGAGGAGCUCGCCGCCGCCGCGGCCGGCCGUGAGGAUGCCGCCGCCGGGCUCAAGCGUGCCGACCUGCUCACCAUCUUCACCAAGAUGCGCGACGCCGACGGUGAAGCCGUCUACUCGGACAGGUUCCUCCGCGACAUCUGUGUCAACUUCAUCCUGGCCGGCCGCGACACGUCGUCGGUGGCGCUCGCGUGGUUCUUCUGGCUGCUCAGCAAGAACCCCGGUGUGGAGGCCAAGAUCCUGGAGGAGGUCGAGGGCAUCGUCGCCGCACGGGCGAGCUGCGGUGAGGUCGAGGAGGAGCUGGUGUUCCAGCCGGAGGAGGUGAAGCGGAUGGAGUACCUUCACGCCGCGCUCUCCGAGGCGCUCCGGCUCUACCCCUCCGUCCCCGUCGACCACAAGGAGGUUGUGGAGGACGAGGUGUUCCCUGACGGCACGGUGCUGAAGAAGGGCACCAAGGUGAUCUACGCCAUGUACUCCAUGGGGAGGAUGGAGAGCAUCUGGGGAGAGGACUGCAGGGAGUACAGGCCCGAGCGGUGGCUCAGGGAUGGCCGCUUCCUCGGCGAGUCCGCCUACAAGUUCACCGCCUUCAACGGUGGCCCGCGCCUGUGCCUCGGCAAGGACUUCGCCUACUACCAGAUGAAGUUCGUCGCUGCCUCCCUCCUCCGCCGCUACCGUGUCAACAUCGUCGAGGGCCACCCGGUGACGCCCAAGAUGGCGCUCACGCUCUUCAUGAAGCAUGGCCUCAAGGUGACUCUGGACAAGAGGGACAAGGCCAAGCUCUGAACCACAACAUCUGACCGAUGAUGCUCGGAAAUGGUGGUGUGUGCUGUGAUACUUUGAUGAGAGAAAAGCUGGGGCUGUGUGGAAAGCUUUCCUCUCUUCUUUUGCUUCUUGCAUUACAACUUUUAUAUUGGUAUUAUGUCUUUCAGUUAUUUCGUUUGGCAGUGAUAGCAUAUAUAUAGUUUAGCCAGGAAUGGGUGGCAUAGAACCUCUGUAUAUGUGUAUAUGUAAUGGUGAAGCACUGUGGCUUCAACUUCAGGUGGUGUUCUUCGAUGAUAUUAUUUUGAA